CCCCCCUUAUAAAUUUUUAAUGGAAAAUGGCUGCGUUUCUUUACCAAACCGCACGAGCUGGGAAAUAAAAGGAAAGGGGGGGAGAGAGAGAAUACUGAAACCGUCUCUUUUUGUCGUUCGCGCCGAAGAGGUUGACUACAUGUUAGCAUAGCAUACAUCCUGCGUUGUGAAAAUAAGUGGGGAAAAUGGAGCGACUCACGCUUUGAGAGGGAUGUAAGAUCAUUUUUCUACUUAACCCUUUCUGCUCCCCGACAUCUGCGAACAAUUGAGCAUAAGAUGAUGCGUCAGGUGACAAGCAGUGAUUUCUGCAUCAACAGCAGGCCCUCUUGCCUAGCAGAAGAUGGCCACCACCCCAUAUCUCAUUUUGAACUGUGCACCCCACAGCCCAGUAAGUUUUACCCACCUCCGCCUCCAACGUCCCUCCAGAUGACGCUGGCUCCCAUGGCCUUACCCACCCAGAGCCACAAGUCCAUGGUGUGCCACAGACAGGAUGUUCUGGUGGGCGACCCUCGCCCGCCCGGAAAGCUACCUGUCAUGAAAGGCGCUGAGCAAACGCCCGAGGACGCCAAGAAAAAGCCCAAAGGAGUCGGGAAGACGGGAAGACGCGGGAGGCCUUUGGGAACCACCAAGCUAGCUGGAUACAGAACCAGCACCGGGAGACCCCUCGGUACGACCAGGGCGGCCGGGUUCAAGACGAGUCCGGGAAGGCCGCUCGGUACAACCAGAGCUGCGGGGUAUAAGGUCAGUCCCGGGCGGCCUCCUGGCAGCAUCAAAGGCCUGUCUCGCCUGAACAAACUGGCUUACAGUAACACCUGCAGUGGAGCAGCUUUCCCUUACCCGCUACCACACAAAGAAAUGCUCUGUGAACCUUCCUGCAAAGAGAAACCAGCCACUGAGCAAAGGCUCUGCGCUGAUUCUUCUUCACCCUGACCUGCUGGGGUAAUAGACACAUGUACAGGUUUCCUGCUUCGUAUUAGAGGGUGGUUGUAAUAUUUCUCACUGUGCUGUCGAGCUGAAAGGAGGAAAAUCUUUUUAAAUAUUCUUCUUGUUGUCAGUUGUGUGCCUGCCAUCUAAUAUAUGUAUCAUUACUUUUUUAAUGCUCCUACUGCAGUGUGUUAACAGAGCCUCUACUACACUUUGCUCUAUGUUUUCUUUGGAGCUGAAGUGACUGCUAAUUGAGCUACAGGCUUUUACCUAGCAGCUCCCAUAGCGGAAGCUCAAUUUUUAGUGUUAAAAUAAACAUUUUAAACAAAAGGGAACGAUACUUUCUGCCAAGAAAGAGACGUUUUUAGGACUGAUGGUCACCAUGUAAAAUCCGUUAAGAAACAUUGAGAUAAUUGUAAUGUUCAGCAUAUUUCAGCUAAAUUAGCUGUUUUAGCAUAAUCCUCUCAUCGCUUAAAAAAAUGUGACAAAGCAAAAAAUGGCAGAGGAGAAAGAAAAGUACCGUCUUCCAUAGGAUAAAAUCUGGUAUCUGUUAGAAACAAAAACGAACAUAGACCCAAGCUGGCAGCACACAAUGACCAAAACGUUUAACUCUGCAACACAUUAGCACUAAAAACAUGACUGCUCUGGAUUGUGUGGUAGUCUUAACUCUAGAUGUUUCUUCCAAAAUGUCUACGUAUUAUUAUUUGCAUGCAGAUGUCUUUAAAACAACUGAUUUGAGCUUAAAGAAUGUGAGAAAAAAAGACUGCUGUCUUUGUUACUUUAUUUUGACUUUUUAAAUAUUAUAAUUUCAUACUGUGGGUUCCAUAUUUCUCCCCAUAAAUGCCAAAUUUGAGAUUGAAAAUUUCAACCACACGUUACCAUUUUCACUUAAAAUUUAACUUUUUGUCUUUAAUGAUAGAACAUUCAACUCUGAURUAAUCAGCUUGAAGAUUUUUGAUACUUGUACUCAUCACUCUACAAAUCCCCAUUUUUGUGCAUUUUGUAUGGCGCUGCUUGUGUGCCCAUCAUUUAGUUUCACRUGAAGCAACAUAUGAUGUACUUUACAUCAUAAAAUAAGUCGUUGAUGAGCAAAACACUUUUUCAAACUAUAAAAAGAAUGGCUCUAAACUUUUUUCUAGUUGUUAAAAUUGAUUCAUUUUCCAUCCGUUUUUUUAUCCCAAUUGUUAGAAUGUAAUGUGAUCCUAUAUAUAGUAAAUUUGUGACUGUCUUAAUGACUAUGUAGCAAGAAAAAAACAUUAUGUGUCAACAACCAUAUUGUUAUUCAGAAUUUAAUCAAAAUUCUAUAAACUUUUACUUUGUAAGCCACUCUUCUGAYGUGCUUACCAAACUUAUUUGUUUCAGUGAGCUCUGACAGCUUCAGGCAGCAUUCAAGCUGCAACUAGCUACUUUCCUGAUAUGUUUUUAGUCUCCCAGCAUUCAUCACCUCUUGCUUUUUAAAAAAUAUGAAGAUUUUUCAGCUCGUUGAAAUGAUCUCAGCCAUGGCUUCAUUUGUGAUUGACAGUUACACUAAAAUUAUAUACACGUUUUAAUUUAAAGACCGUGCAAUCAUGAAAMGGUUUGAUCAUUAGUCUUGGUAAUUUCAAAAUAAAAUAAAUAACAAAGAGACAUUAGGUAUUUUGCAACAUUCUGUAKAUACAAUCAGACCACAUAUAAAAUAAAUGAUCAAAAACAACUGUUAAGUAUGAUUACGUUUUUUGUAAACUCGUUAAGCAUUCGAGUUGUUUCAUUAUUCAUGUAUAGACAACACUAAUUUAGUACGUAAGAAAAAGUAAAUUCAUUGAGUUMCUUCUGGAUAACACAAUUUAAAAUGUUCAAAUUUAGUGCAAUAUUAUGUUGUAUUUAUAGUAUAACUGCUUCUAUUAUGUUCUAUUGCUGUGUUUUUAAGCUUGUGUGUAAAACCCCUUCAGAACAUUUUUAAUUUGAUCAUUGUGAACACACGAUACAAAAACAUCCUUUUCAGACCCUUUACCAAAGAAUGCAUUUUGAUUACYAACAUUUAAUCUUUUUAUCUUUUAGGAAUACGUGUUGAAAGCUAACCUUAGCAUGAUUGUUGAGAUUCAUGUUGCAUCUGUUCUUUAAAUAAUCACAACACACACUGAUGUAAACCUUUUAAAGGUUUUUUUUUUAUUAUAGUCAUCUGGUAUACUUAUUUUUUAAAUUAUACUUUGUAACCAUGUUUAAUAUUUUAUUUGUACUUUCUGGUUUAUUUAUAAACAAUCCUUUCAUAUCAUAAAAUAAUCAUACCGGUUUAUAAUUUCUAAAAGUUUAUUAAUGUGGUCUUGUUUUGGAAAAUUCUUUAUCUUUUGACAAGCAAAUAUCUUUUGUUUUGUGCGCAUGGUUUAUUAUUCAAAAGCUUUACACUGUGCUAACACGCUAAAGCAGCUGGUGUGGUAUUUUGUUUYGUUAAAGCUCUUAAAACUGAAAAGAAUUCAACAUAAAACAUCAAAUUUAAAAGGACACCUAUUUUGUUUUGUUUGGGUUGCGUAUUUUAACAUCCGACAACUUUUUAACGUGCUAGCAUGCUAAAUUAGCUCGUAAGAGCUUUGGUUUGAUUGAACUUGUUAAAAACAAAAACAAUCUAAUUUUAUUUUUAAAAAUCUCAAUUAUGUGUAUUUUUUUCUUUUCGAUUGUGAUUUUUGUUGAAAGGCAGCUCGUUUCCAGAGRGUAGAGUUCCCGCCUUUUUUGUGUUUUCUGAAGCAGUUUAGUAUGCAACAGUUGUGUUUAUUUCUUGAGCAAACUGAAUGCCUUCAUUUUAAUUUUUUCUAAAUAAAAAAUGUCCAAGGUUUUUACAAAAGGAGGCAUAAAAAAAAUCCGCAUUUUUUUGGACUUCCUCGUACAAUAAAUUGUUGUGGUAUGCUAACAGUAAUGCUAACUGUUGUUGACAUUGCACAAUUAUUCACUGCGGUAGAAAUUGAUCAAGUCAAAUUAAAAAAAAAAUCCAAGAACAUGUUUCAGCUAUCUACUAACACUGAUACAACUGCUAAUAAAAAAAGAAAAAGUUAGAGCUAUAACUAUUAUCAUUAUGAUCUUACGAUGUGUAAAUGUAGCUAAUCAAUAAAAGCUGAUAUUGUAAGAUUUUGGUUGGAAAUGGAUUUUGUGCAUUUUUGUCAGGAUUUUUCAACAGAUUCAUUGUAUUAAGCAAUAUCACACAUUAGAUUUGAUCAUUUUUAAACAAGUUUGUUCUGGUUAAAUGAUAAUGGUCCCAUGACCGUGGAACACUUAUUGUCUAUUUCAUAUAAUCUCUUUUUUAGUUUAAUUUUCAGGUGAAAUUAUUUAUGUAAAGACAACCCAAUUAAAUUAAAUUGAGCAAUUAUAGAAAAUCACCCAAAUUUCAGAUAACAUUUAUUUACAUGAAUACAUUUUAACAGUAAUAUUUCAAGUUAAGCUUAUACUACCACGGGGCUUGUUUAGUAUUUGUUUUUACAAAUUUUCCUUGUCAUUUUAUUUCUCGCCACCUUCAGCAUUACCUCACAUUUGUGUUUUUGAGAAGUUAUGAAAUCCAGUUAUUUCUGAAGUGUGGCUGAAGAAGCCUGUAUAGCUUUGUACAAUUCACGUUUUAUUCCUGCAUGAUUGUGUUGUAAUGUUCAAAAGUUGUGCAUUAAACCUUAAAAUUAACAUUC
Austrofundulus limnaeus is the source of this 4565-nucleotide messenger RNA. RefSeq names its product UPF0461 protein C5orf24 homolog. The transcript is spliced from 2 exons. The record is from RefSeq and is a predicted model, not a curated record. Bases 277 to 930 code for a protein of 217 amino acids. NCBI's taxonomy places the organism in Eukaryota, Metazoa, Chordata, Actinopteri, Cyprinodontiformes, Rivulidae.